AGUUUUUUACCCUUGUUUCGACAACUGACCUUAAGGACAAGGACACAAUCAAGAUUGUGUUUCUCCAGGACCAGGAGCCUACAAUAACCUUGACCUUAAGUGAUGUGACCAACGUGACUGAUAAUCCAUCUGAGGAGGACUCUGUUGACACCUCAUCUGUGUCAACUAAUGACACUCUGAUUCUUUCCGCAUCUGAAGAUAGUCCAGGGCACCGUUACCAGCGCUGGCCUGUUCAGUUUCAGAUUCCCAGCUUUUCUGACCUCACAGAGAUCCAAAUUCGGUCAGCCAACGAGCGCUUCCGAAAAGAUGGGACUCUUCUCCCUACAAAAGAUUUAAUUCCACUGCUUCCUGACAUCCUUAGAAAACUAGCAGAAGCUAUUUAUAAGUAUACUGCUUAUCCAUCCAGUCUGCAGAUCAGUGAGGUUGCAGAGGCCCUGACUCUAAAGCAUCCCUGCCUGAAAGAACCAGGGUCCUUCAAUGGAUGCUAUGGGUGGGCGCAGCGUCUAAAGUACAAGAUGAACAAUUUCAGAAGCAAGCUUAGAGGUCUCGGCUGCCCUGAAGUUGAAGUAAACUCACUUAAGAGGAAAAUGACAUGUGACCAAUACCCGGCAAAGAAUGUCAAAAAACCAAAGAAGGCUGAGAUGAACUACCUACCCCCUCAUGCUCAAGGUGAAACUAGUGAAAGUUUGGAAAAAGAGAGAAUCGAGCUACUGAGUGAAGUGAUGAAAAGGGACAACUCCAGAGUGGUAGCUCAGAAAAUGGACAAGACGUUCAGCCUUCGUCGGGAGGAAAUAGUGAAAGAGGCCCCUGCCAUCAGUGACUUCAUGAAGCGCUGGCCUGCUCUUUUUAGCGAGGUACAGAUAUGUGAAGAAUUUAAGAGGAUAACAACAGUCAGCCUUGAAUCAACCUUUCUGGCCAGGCUUGACCAAUGCACCCCAAAACUGAUGGCCUUGACCCUGUCAAAAGGAGGAGCUGCAGGUCUGAGGAUGAGGCAGAUUAAGGACAUGCUUCUGCAGGACAACACAGUUGAAAAGCGCAGAGAAAUUGCUAUUCGCUGCCUCAUAGUCUAUCUUGGAGAGAAGGAGGAGGAUCUUUUCAAACAAUACAGCGAUGAGGAGGAGCUCAACGCAGACCUUGCAAUGCAAAUCAUGAAGAUUGCUAUCAUUGGUGAUGGGCCUGCAACCAUCAUCGUUGAGGGAUCCAAGAUCCUGGAGAGGAUUGAUGUUGCCAGAUCCUGUGCUUUGAUGAUGGGAGUAAUCUACGCUCUGAACCUUACCUAUCCCAAGCAGCUGAAAUUUACCUUUGAGGUAUUUCAAAAGCUAUGCCUUGAGCUUGAUGGACAAAAAGCCAGCUCUAAAGUAAUGAAUCUUAAGUUUGGUAUUUUCUAGAGCAGACUUGA
This is a messenger RNA of Oreochromis niloticus (Nile tilapia), 1399 nucleotides long. RefSeq lists its product as uncharacterized. Lineage: Eukaryota; Metazoa; Chordata; Actinopteri; Cichliformes; Cichlidae. Bases 516 to 1388 code for a protein of 290 amino acids. The record is from RefSeq and is a predicted model, not a curated record. The transcript has 4 exons.